Messenger RNA from Cotesia congregata, 1920 nucleotides. The record is from the annotation of a GenBank genome assembly. NCBI's taxonomy places the organism in Eukaryota, Metazoa, Arthropoda, Insecta, Hymenoptera, Braconidae.
AUGAGAUCUUCAUUAACGUUUCGUUAUUUUAAAUUCUUCGCCGCUCUUGGCACUGGAGGUAUUCUUGCCUGUUGUCUCUUGAUGUAUCUCUUAUUAGAUUUGACAUUUACACCAAAAAAAACAGCCAUCAAAGAUUCUGUUGAAAAUAAUCAAUGGGUUCAUCUUGAAAAUAGACUGACUAAGUUAGAGGAAGAUUUGAGUAAUCAUCAUAAAGUAAUUGAUUCAAUAAAAGAAGCAUCAAAUUCAAUACAAAGUGGACAUCAUUCAGUGAAUAAUAAGAAAAACAACGAUUUUACAGCAUCAAAAAAAUUAUUAACAUGUAAUUUCAAUAUUGAAAAAGCUCCAGAAGUUGAUAUCCAAAUGUUAGAUUUAUACCGUCAAUUAGAAUUCGAUAAUCCAGAUGGUGGUGUUUGGAAACAAGGUUGGGCUAUACGUUAUGACGAAAAACAGUGGCAUCCUAAAAGAAAGCUAAAAGUAUUUGUUGUUCCUCACUCUCACAAUGAUCCAGGAUGGUUAGACACGUUUGAAAAAUAUUAUGCUCAAAAAACACAACGUAUUUUAAAUAACAUGGUGAUGAAGUUAGCUGAAGAUAAACGGAGAAAAUUUAUUUGGGCGGAAAUAUCAUUUUUCAAAUUAUGGUGGGAUGAGCAGACUAAAGCAACACGCGAAAUGGUGAAGCGUUUAAUUGUUGAUGGACAAUUAGAGAUUGUAGCAGGUGGUUGGGUAAUGCCUGACGAAGCUGUGUCUCAUUGGAUGGCUCAGCUAACUCAAUUGACAGUAGGUCAUCAGUGGUUGAAAACAAAUCUAGAUUAUCAGCCUACCAGUGGAUGGGCUAUUGAUCCCUUUGGAUUAUCACCUACUAUGCCAUAUUUAUUAAAAAGUGCUGGAUUAGAAAAUAUUCUUAUUCAACGGGUUCAUUAUGCUGUUAAAAAACGUUUAGCUAGAGAUAAGCACCUUGAAUUUCGGUGGCGUCAAUUAUGGGAUACCACUGGAUCAACUGAAAUAUUAACACACUUAAUGCCAUUCUACAGUUACGAUGUACCACACACAUGUGGUCCAGAUCCGAAAAUUUGUUGCCAGUUUGAUUUUUUCCGAUUACCUAAUUUCGGAUUAAGCUGUCCAUGGAGGGUACCACCGCAGACAAUUACAAAAAAAAAUGUAGCAAUGCGUGCUCAAUUAUUAUUAGAUCAAUAUAGAAAAAAGUCACAACUAUUUAAAUCAAAUGUAGUAUUAGCACCGCUGGGUGACGAUUUUCGCUAUGCCCAAAGCUCUGAAUGGGAUGCGCAAUUCGGUAAUUAUCAAAAAUUAUUCGAUUAUAUGAAUAAAAAUGAACAAUUAAAUGUAGAUAUUCAAUUUGGAACACUAACUGAUUAUUUCAAUGCUUUAAGAGAUGAACAAAAUAUUAAUGAAUUACCUAGUUUAUCUGGUGAUUUCUUUACGUAUGCUGAUGAAAAUCAAGAUUACUGGAGCGGAUAUUAUACCUCACGUCCUUUCCACAAGAGACUUGAUCGUGUUCUUCUAGGUGCCCUGCGGGGAGCUGAAAUAUUAUCAGCAAUAGCGUGGGCACGUGGUCAUGAACAUUUAGCAGAGAGUACCAAUGAAAAACGUAUGGUUGAAGCAAGACAAUGGCAUUCGCUGUUCCAGCAUCACGACGGUGUGACUGGUACUGCAAGAGAUGAUGUUGUCAUUGAUUAUGCACAAAAAAUGAUAAACUCUCUCAACAAUACAGCUCAUAUUAUUCAACAGUCUGCAGCGCACUUGUUAAGAAGUGCCCAAGGGCCAGCUUUACAACCAGAAUCUCUUUAUUUUUCUCUAGACGAAGUUAGAUCUCAUCAUACAAGUAUUGGCGAACGAUACGUACUUGCACUUAGUAGUGAUCAAUCUACUGAGGCAGUGAAGCGUUUGAAAAAAAAUCCAUAA